GCAGCAUUAGGUCCAGUCUGGCGGUGGGAGGGGCUUCAAGCAGGAGGUCAUCACAAUCAUGGCGUGGAGAGGAUGCGUCAGGAAAUGGGUCAAAACAGAGUUUAUCAGACCUCAAAACACGACUUCACGAAGCUCCAGACUCAACCCCCACAACCAGCAGGCGCGUAGCUUCCGGCAGGAGACCAAAAGACCAGACACGAAGAGAAAAAAUGUCAUCCAAGAAUCGAAUGUGUCACCCUCUGAGGUUGGCACGCCUCCUCCCAAAGUCCCCAGGGUGACACUUUUCAGACCGCUGAUGUUCACAGUAGGGUUUACAGGCUGCUCCUUUGGUGCGGCGGCCAUCCUGCAGUACGAGAAGCUGAAGUCAAGGGUGCAGACUGCUAGAGAUGAAGAGGAGCUGGAAAAAAAUAUGAGGGGCUCCCAGGACAUGGCCCACUGGCAUGAGUGGUGGAACCAGCUGUCCAGCUUCCAGCGACAGCUCAUCCUCCUCAUGUCCAUAGUGGACGACUUCUGGAGCAGCCUCACGGAGGGACAGAAAACUGUCACUGGUAUUAUAGCAGUAAAUGUUGCAGUCUUGUGUUGCUGGCGGGUUCCCUCAAUGCAGAGAACUAUGAUUAAGUACUUCACAUCCAACCCAGCCUCCAAAACUCGCUGCCUUCCCAUGAUUCUGUCCUCCUUCAGCCACUAUUCCAUUAUCCACUUGAUGGCCAACAUGUAUGUCCUAUGGACAUUCUCCUCAGGAAUUGUCUCUCUCUUAGGGAAAGAGCAAUUUCUUGCAGUCUACCUGUCUGCUGGCGUGAUUUCCACAAUGUUCAGUUACAUGUGUAAAACAGCCAGCGGGCGUCUCUAUCCAUCAUUAGGGGCGUCAGGUGCGGUCAUGACAGUACUCGCUGCAGUCUGUGCUAAGGUGCCAGAGGCCAAACUAGGCAUACUCUUCCUUCCCAUGAUCACUUUCACAGCUGGAAACGCUCUGAAAGUGCUAGUGGCCAUAGAUGCCACAGGACUUUUACUGGGAUGGCGGCUGUUUGACCAUGCAGCUCACCUGGGUGGAGCCCUCUUUGGAGUAUGGUAUGUGGCAUACGGUCACAAACUCAUUUGGAGGAAGAGGGAGCCCCUUGUGAAGCUGUGGCAUGGCAUACGUUCUCCAGGUUCCAGGGGCUCCAGGCCUGGAGGUGGACCUGGAGUCGGUGGUGGUAGUGGAGCAGGACCUGGACCUCAAUAAGACUUUCUGAAAGAACUGGAAUCCAGAUACCUCUGAAUAUCUGAAUAUGCAAGGACAUUUUUACCCGUUAAGAUGGAUGUGGGCGGUUAUUAUUCAUGAAUAAAUAUAGGUUUUCACCCAAAAUUG
Molecule: messenger RNA, 1348 nt
Organism: Mugil cephalus (flathead mullet)
Lineage: Eukaryota; Metazoa; Chordata; Actinopteri; Mugiliformes; Mugilidae
Gene: parla
Product: presenilin associated, rhomboid-like a
Exons: 10
Coding region: 59-1222 (387 amino acids)
Cellular component (GO): membrane
Molecular function (GO): serine-type endopeptidase activity
Source: RefSeq, a predicted model, not a curated record